Yamadazyma jaroonii is the source of this 474-nucleotide messenger RNA. The record is from the annotation of a GenBank genome assembly. NCBI's taxonomy places the organism in Eukaryota, Fungi, Ascomycota, Pichiomycetes, Serinales, Debaryomycetaceae.
AUGAAACAUUAUAAGUUGAAUAAUAAAAUAGAGAUUUUGAAUGAUGAUGGUGUAAUAGUGGCUUCAGAAUUUCGUAAAGUAGCCUUUGUUCUUGAUGAACAAUAUGUUGUGGGUAAAGUUAUGAUUGAAAUUUUGCUGUUGAAUGAUAGUUAUACGCGUGAGGUCACCAUAAAAAAGGAGAAAGAUAAUGGGGUAAUCAUCAAAACAGGACCAAGGGUAACCAAAGAGGAAGUUCCCAUAAUCAAAACGGAGCCUAAGAAAUUGUUGAAGGCCCCUAGAAUUCCUUUGAAACAUACCAUCAAACCAAUGACAGCUGGAUUGUCAAAAGUUUCCAAUUCUUCCCCUAAUUCAAUUAAAAAGGAAAGUUUUCCUAAAAACGUUGAAAACAAUGUUAAAGCAAAACAAGAAACCCCACAAUUGAAAUUCAAAAUCGUUGAACCUUUAAUAAGAAGAAUACCCCCAAAAUCAGCAUAA